AUGUUUUCUUCAAUUCCUUUUCCAAUCUCUCUUCUUAUUGGCCAGUUUGAUACGUACACGUCCCGAGACGAGGCCCUCGCCGCCGCCAAAGCCGCCGACGCCGUGCUCCUCGGCGCCAUCGGCGGCCCCAAAUGGGGCACCGGCGCCGUCCGCCCGGAGCAGGGCCUCCUGAAGCUCCGCAGUGAGAUGUGCGCCUAUGGAAAUCUCCGUCCCUGCUUCUUCGCCUCCGACACCCUCGUCGAGUCCUCCCCCCUGAAGGCGUCCGUCUGCCGUGGCACCGAUAUAAUGUUAGUCCGGGAGUUAACCUCGGGCCUGUAUUUCGGAGAGCGAAAAGAGUACGAUGGGGUUAAUGCCUUCGACACUACUGUUUACACGAAACCAGAAAUCGAGCGUAUCGCGCGGAUGGGCGGCUACCUGGCCAGGACUAGGGGAGACUCGCGGGUUAUCUCGCUGGACAAGGCGAACGUGCUGGCAACAAGCAGACUCUGGCGUAGUGUGGUUGAGGAGGUCUUCAAAAACGAGUUCCCCGAUCUCAAGGUCGAGCAUCAGCUUAUUGACAGCGCGGCCAUGAUCAUGGUCAAGAACCCGACGCAGCUAAAUGGCGUUGUAAUAGCGCCCAACUUGGCAGGGGAUAUUCUCAGCGACGAGGCGAGCGCCAUAGCUGGAAGCAUAGGCCUCCUCCCGAGCGCGAGUCUCUGCGGGAUUCCAAGCUCUCCAGUAUCUUCCAUCUAUGAACCGAUUCAUGGUAGCGCGCCGGAUAUCUCAGGGAAAGGGAUUGUCAAUCCCAUUGGCACCAUCCUUUCCGUGGCGAUGAUGUUCCGGUACUCUCUGAAUCUCGCCCACGAGGCUAAAAUCCUCGAGGACGCGGUCCGCGCCGCCAUCGACGCCGGGCUGAGAACCAAGGACAUGGGCGGCAGCACGAGCACCGCAGAAGCAGGAGAUGCCAUCGUUGCUGAGCUGGUCAAGAUUCUCAAGGCGUGA
This is a messenger RNA of Phaeoacremonium minimum UCRPA7, 981 nucleotides long. Its product is annotated as putative 3-isopropylmalate dehydrogenase protein. Bases 1 to 981 code for a protein of 326 amino acids. Gene Ontology annotation, molecular function: 3-isopropylmalate dehydrogenase activity. Lineage: Eukaryota; Fungi; Ascomycota; Sordariomycetes; Togniniales; Togniniaceae. Gene Ontology annotation, biological process: L-leucine biosynthetic process. The transcript is spliced from 5 exons. The record is from RefSeq and is a predicted model, not a curated record. Gene Ontology annotation, cellular component: cytosol.